Messenger RNA from Pieris macdunnoughi, 813 nucleotides. The record is from the annotation of a GenBank genome assembly. NCBI's taxonomy places the organism in Eukaryota, Metazoa, Arthropoda, Insecta, Lepidoptera, Pieridae.
AUGCGCGAAGCCCAACGUGCGUAUAAUUAUAACUCAGACCAACAGCGUUUUGAGAACUGGGCUUUUGAGCCCGAACCGUUCGAUAAUGAAAGGGUUAGAAACAAAGCACCUACAAAAAGGUCGCAAAAUUUUAGGAUGAACGCAAAACCGCAAAGAGCUCCAGCUGAAGAACAAACAGUAGUUCCUAGUACUACGUCUACCCCAAUGCGAGAUGAACCCCUCUAUGAUAUGGGUCCGCAUUCCUCACUUUUGGCUACACAAGACGUUUAUUGCCAAAACUUUGAAUAUUCGGGGUUUAUUCCAAUAGUUAAUCAGACUUAUGAGAAGCUCCGGGGAGUAGAUCCCCGUCUGCACGAACGGUUACCUUUGAGCAUGUUCACUCAUGCCAUGGCGUCUCAUCUUAAUCUAGAAAUUCUAGAAUCGGCACGGCAAUCCGGCCAGAAUGUCCUUAAUCGAAGGUCAGAUGCCCGCGAAGUACUACCUGAUUACCAGAUGAGCGAUGAUGAAACUGAAACCAAUGUAUCAAUGAAUGUGCCAUCUCCACUUUCACAAAGUAGUGUGGUUUCAUCGUCACGGACUCAAACAAGAAAAACCAAAGCCCAAGUUGACAAUGUUCUAACAAAGAUAGCAAAGAAAUUGGAAGAACCUCCACAAGUGAAACAGCAAUAUGACUCAUUUGGUGAACAUAUUGCAGAAAAAUUAAGAAAUUUGCCGGCAAUGAUGGCUACAAGUCUACUAAAUGGACGUAUAGUCAGUGGUAGCCUUAACGCUCUUGACAACUUUAUCGAGCGUAACUAUGUCAAUAAGAAGUAG